This is a messenger RNA of Eruca vesicaria subsp. sativa (arugula), 324 nucleotides long. Lineage: Eukaryota; Viridiplantae; Streptophyta; Magnoliopsida; Brassicales; Brassicaceae. The record is from the annotation of a GenBank genome assembly.
AUGUCUGAAUCCAUCAAAACGACGGUUGAUCCGCUUCUGAAAGAUUUAGAUGGGAAGAAAGAGAGUUUCCGGAGGAACGUGGUGUCUAUGGCGGCUGAGCUAAAUCAAGUGAAAGGCCGUUUGGUUUCUCAAGAACAACUCUUCGUUAAAGAAAGCCUUUCUAGAAAAGAGGCAGAGACAAAAGCUAAGAACAUGGAAAGAGAGAUCUGUAAAUUGCAGAAGACAUUGGAAGAUAGAAGUUGUCAGCUUGAAGCUUCAACAUCUGCUGCUACAAAGUCUGAAAAAGUUUGGGUCUCUGAGAAGUUUUGUUUACAUGGUUACUGA